This is a messenger RNA of Chara braunii, 1252 nucleotides long. NCBI's taxonomy places the organism in Eukaryota, Viridiplantae, Streptophyta, Charophyceae, Charales, Characeae. The record is from the annotation of a GenBank genome assembly.
AUACGGGACCACCCGCAUACAAUGGUUACUAUAAAGGGGGGUACUGUAAUGGAGGCGGGCUGGGCCGGCGGGUGUCACAUCUAGACGAGCUCAUUGCCAAGAUCAGGGGUAAGCACGAGGCUGAUGAGGCUAGAGAAAAAGCCGUACGAGAGGAAGAGGAAAAGAAGAAGAAGAGAAGGAAGAGGAGGAUAGGCGGUUGAAGGAGAAGAAAGGCCGGGAGGAGAUGCACUCCAUUUUUGCUAAAGAGCUGAUUUCGAAGUUAGAUGUGAUCAGCAGCGCAGUGGGGAAAAAGGACAAAGACAAAGGAGAUGACGAAAUUGCCAAGUUGCGAGAAGAGAUCAAAUGAUUGAAGAAUAGUCAACACGGGAACUCUGCAACGUCUACACAAAAAGGGAAGAUGAGCAAAGACAAAGGAGAAGACGGAGUAGCGAGACAGCGUGAUGAGAUCGAGAAGAUUAAGAGGAACCAACAAGAAUGGGCUGCGUCGACCUCGGUGAGUGACAAGGAGACUGUUGACCUGCUGAAGAAGGAGGUGGCCGAGCUGAAGUCAGCCUCCGAAAAAAGGUUUGGCGCGCUCGAAGAAGAGAUAGCCAAAGAGAGGAGAUUACAAGACGAGGCAGUGGCAGACGCCGAAGCUUGGAAAAACGAGGCGCUUCGACCCGGUAAGAAACAGGGAAACCUGGCCGUCGAAGCUACUCCAGUCACGCAAGCGAGAGUGCGGGCACGCACAGUGCAAGGAGCGACGCCAGAUGCGACGAGAUUGAGGGUAGACGAGCACUACAAGAGUGUUGUGAAGCGACAUGGGAUGGAGGUGGAUGUCUUGCAAGAAAUGAGAAUGAAGGAGGUGAAAGCUCGGCGCGAAGCGGAGGAAGACUUGAAGAAAAUUAGAGCACAGAAAGCUUGCGAUGACCUGGAGAUCGAAAGGCUGCACGAGCGGAUGAAGAAGUUGGAAAUGGAGAAAAGGCAACAUGGAGGAGCCACUAACCUGAAGUCCCGACGAGAUAGAUGAGGUGGCCGGGGGUUCGACACGGAUGACCGAUAGGGCGAAGGGAGUUAGCCCGGCUGACCUGAUGAGUGAUCGUGAGAGGUUUUUGAGGAAGACGAGGAAAGAUUUGAAAGGUAUGCGCAAGGAGGAGAUCUUGACGAUUUGCGACAAAGAAGGAGGUACGUAUGAAAAGCUUGAUAUUACAAGAGAGGAGAUCGCCAGAGUACGUACUGCUAGAGAAUUCGAUAAUGAAGACAAUGGGGGAGA